Cuscuta campestris is the source of this 2241-nucleotide messenger RNA. Lineage: Eukaryota; Viridiplantae; Streptophyta; Magnoliopsida; Solanales; Convolvulaceae. The record is from the annotation of a GenBank genome assembly.
UUUUUAUUCAUCAACAUCAUAUAUUAUACUAAGCACACGAUUUAAUUUAGAGAGACAAAUUAAGCAUCAUCUAUCACUUCAAAUUAAUAUAUAUGGAUAACUCCCAGAGCAUGAGCUACCAAGCUGGCCAGACCAAGGGCCAAGCUCAGGAAAAGGGCAACCAGAUGAUGGAAAAGGCAAGCAAUGCUGCCCAAUCUGCAAAGGAAACCCUUCAAGAUGCGGGCCAGCAAAUGCAGGCAAAGGCACAAGGCGCAGCGGACGCGGUUAAGAAUGCAAUGAGCAAGUACUACUUCGAAAUUCCAGCUAAAAUUCAGGCUGCGAGUGAAAGCACUCCUGCCAUCCCACUGAUGAUAACGAGCAUGGGGACGACCUUUGCCCCGAUCACCACUGCUCAAUUUGCUGCUAACCCGGCGAAUGCUCAGGCUCUACAGGGCUAUCAACAGGUGAUGGCCAUGAUGCAACAGGUAGGGGGCUUCAUGCCAUUUGCCUAUCCCGGCAUGAUGCCACCAGUCAUGAGUCCUAUGGCACCCCCGGUUUCGACGCCAUCGACAUUCGUUCCUAGAAUGGUCCCUAUACGUCCGAGGACCAUGAAUGAAGCAGCGCCCUCGAAUGUCCAUGAGGUCGAUGAGGCGGAGCAGGAGGCAGCCCGCAGGAGGAAGGGUAAGGCUAUAGCCAAACCCAGCAAGACCCGAGAUUUGGCGUUCAAACGCCUAGGGGACAAAGAGGAUGGACCCCGCAAGUCUGCCAAGCUACGUCUUGGUCCUGAGAUGGGCUGGACUAGCGCAAUGGAAAGACUUGGCAGGAAUCGUCCUGCCCAAUCUCGUCGUUCUAGGGAAUCUGAGACGAUUCACCUAGACGAGGAAGAGGCCGAAAGUCAACCCAGAGCGUCGGCAUACGCUAGGCUCUCAUAUGAUGAGGAUGACCUGGACAAGAUAGGGAGCGUAGCAAGAAAGCUACGCGUCCUGGAGGAAAAAGUAGAAGAGAAGGCAGGAGCAAAGAAGCACACCCUGGAAAAAUCACCUUUUUCGGCCAGGGUACAUGCACACAAAUUGAGGCAGAAGGUCAAACUGGACGUGGAGAAAUUCACUGGAAAGGAGGAUCCAAACGUCCACCUUGACACCUUCCAUAAUGGAGCGCAAAUGGCCGGGUGUACCGAUGCUAAAGAAUGCCUGCUUUUCUUCUCAUCGUUGAGAGGGAGGCCAGUGGAAUGGUUUAACAGCCUUCCUCAUGGUAAGAUCGGGUCCUUUGAGAAACUUGCUGAAGUUUUUCGCAAGAAGUACCAGGACAAUUGCAUCAAGAGGAAGAAGUUUACCUACCUUAAUGCGGUAGGGCAGAGGGAGAAGGAGUCCCUCACCCAGUUCUUAACUCGCUGGAGGGACGAGGUUGACAAAGUAGAAGAGAUGGACGACAAGACGGCCAUGUCUUUGCUGAAGAAUGCCUUCCGGUCGGGUGACCUCUACACUGAAUUUUGUAGAAGGCCACCCUCCUCUUAUCAGGAAGCCUACAAUACGGCAUGGGAGUAUGCGGAGGCGGAGGUCCUAAACAAGAGAAAACGAGAACUUGAAGAAGGUUAUAUGGAGGUCAAGACCGAGAAGCCAAAGAAGGACGACCAUAUGGGAGGGUCCAGGCCAAGGACCACAUAUGAUGGGACGGUCCACCAAAUUAGGGAUGAGAAGAAGGGAGAACAAUCCAAGUGGCCUUGGACAGAGAAGUGGUGUACCUAUCACCAAUCUGACUCCCACAACACGGCAGACUGCCGAAAUGUCAAGGCUGUGCUCAAGGAGAUGACCUUGAAAGGGGACUUGGAUGAAGUAUUCGUUACGGGGCUUGAGGAAGACCCAUAGGCGAGUACUUGAAUCCACCCACAUGAAUAUGAUCAAGGAAAGAAGAGAGGGUGGAUAAGAUGUGGUCAAGAUUACUAAGCUUGCUGUAGACGGAUCAGUCUUGAUGUCUAAGACCUGGACCGUUGCAUGGGCUGAUAGCAAAAAAAAGAAACCCUUGAGAUAGGGGCCUUGAUUUUGAGAUCACUCUCUACAAAUCAUCUUGAUUGUAGAUAAUGAAUUUGAGAGAGAAGCUGCAAAAGUUCUUAAGGGAGACUUCUUUGGAAAGUAGGGAGGAAAAGGUGGGAAUGCUAAAAUUCCACAAUUGCUCACUCUUUAAUUAAAAUCAUCGUGGCUACGGUGUACUACAUUUGGAGCACAAGGAAUGCGAUCUCUCACUAGCUAUUGCAUAUUUUUGGUU